Molecule: messenger RNA, 258 nt
Organism: Sporothrix schenckii 1099-18
Lineage: Eukaryota; Fungi; Ascomycota; Sordariomycetes; Ophiostomatales; Ophiostomataceae
Exons: 1
Coding region: 1-258 (85 amino acids)
Source: RefSeq, a predicted model, not a curated record
AUGUAUCUACAAAACACAAUUCAGGACAAUGUGGAAAACGCGACCAGGACGAGAACCGGGAACAUCCAGGCCAGCAACACCAACCCGGGCGCGGCCCAACGCCCAGGCGUGUCUUGCAUGCGUUGGGGAGGGGCGAAAUGGAGCACGCGACCUGAAUGGGGCGAACUGGCAGGUGAACCACACAACACUACCCCAGCGCCCCAAACGAAGCGGGGAUGUCUCCACCAGGAGAGCGGCCUUGCAGUAGAUGAUCGUUAG